GGUAAAUUAUUUCUGUAGGUAUGGGGGUGUGAAAGAACUGUUAUUCUUACUGGCACCAGUAGGCAUGGGGCUACAGUCUGUCCAGUGAAGACAGUAGCGUCUCAACACAACGAAGACAGCUAAUUGCAUUAUCAAAUUGAAAAUAUUGCUAAUAGGCGCCCGGCUGAUAGAACGGCGCGCAUGCAGCUUUCAUGAAGGAGGAUGGAGAUAGAGGAAAGGACGAAUGGGUUCGAUUACCCAGAGAGAAACAAUGCGAAGUCCGUCAACGGCUUCUAUGGUGACCAUCCCUUGGAAGUUGAACAAAAUGAUGUCAUAGAUGAAAUGAAUGGCAGUAAUCUUGAUGAUGCAGCUGACCCACGUGUUUGCCUUAUCUGUGGAGACCGCGCCACAGGACUGCACUAUGGCAUCAUCUCCUGUGAGGGCUGCAAGGGCUUCUUCAAGCGCAGCAUCUGCAACAAGCGUGUGUACCGAUGCAGCCGAGACAAAAACUGCGAAAUGUCGCGCAAGCAACGCAACCGCUGCCAAUACUGCCGUCUGCUCAAGUGUCUACAGAUGGGAAUGAACCGUAAAGCAAUCAGGGAAGAUGGGAUGCCAGGAGGGAGAAACAAAAGUAUUGGGCCUGUCCAGAUCACAGAUGAAGAGAUUGAGCGGAUCAUGUCGGGACAGGAGUUCAAGGAGGAAGCCAGUCUGCCGGAGCACACCUGGAGCAACAACGGUGACAGUAGUGACCACAGUUCUCCUAGCAACGGCGCCUCCGAGGGCAACCAGCCAUCACCUGCUUCCACUCUAUCAUCCAAUCGUUCUUUAGAGAUGGGUGGUGGCUACACGGCUGCUGUCAGAGACCAGUACAUCAACGCCCCCAUGAACACCCCCUACCAGCUGCUACCUCACCUCUUUAGCUACGCUGCCCAGUCAGGCCUGCUGGCCCCCCAGCCCCGCAGCCUCUACCCCCAGUCACACCCCCUGGUGAUGCAGCUUGUGGCUGCAGAGGACCUGACUCCACUGGCCACCCCCAUGCUGAUAGAGGACGGGUACAAAGUGACUCAGGUGGAGUUGUUUGCGCUGCUGUGUCGUCUGGCCGACGAGCUGCUGUUUCGUCAGAUCUCGUGGAUCAAGAAGCUGCCGUUCUUCUGUGAGCUGUCUAUCGAGGACUACACCUGUUUACUCAGCUCCACCUGGCAGGAGCUGAUCCUGCUGUCCUGCCUCACCAUCUACAGUGCACAGAUCUUUGGAGACCUGGCCGACGUCACCGCCAAGUACACUCCCUCUGAUGAGGAGCUGCAGGGGUUCAGUGAGGAUAGCAUGGAGUUGAUGGAGAGGCUGAUCUAUCUGUUCCGCAAGUUCCACCAGUUGAAGGUCAGCAACGAGGAGUACGCCUGCAUGAAAGCCAUCAACUUCUUGAACCAAGAUAUCCGCGGUCUGACUAACGUCUCCCAGUUGGAGCAACUGAACAAGCGCUACUGGUACGUGUGUCAGGACUACACUGAGUACAAGUACCCUCACCAGCCCAAACGCUUCCCUGAGAUCAUGAUGUGUCUGCCAGAGAUCCGUUUCAUGGCAGGGAAGCUGGUGAACGUUCCUCUGAAACAGCUCCCCCUCUUGUUUAAAGCAGUUUUGCACUCCUGCAAAUCCAGCUUCAUCAGCAACAGGACAGGAAGUUCUCCCUGUACGACUACUAUUGGUACCUCCCCCGGGAACUGAGCCCCGCACCCCGGCCCCAGGACCGCUCCUUGACAAGAAUCUUGCCUGGGGGGUGGGGCAAGGGACUGGUCCCCCUUCCUGUGAAUGUGACAAGCAAUUUUUGUUCUCUAUAUAUUUAUUACACGACAGAGCUGAAUGUAUGCUGAUUUACGCUGUGCACAUGCUUCUGUACAAACUAAAUGCACAUAGAUGCAUUGGUCUUUGGAGUUUACAAAUAUGUAUCCGAUUGCUCAACGUGUCGGUGUUGCCAUUGUUAGAACUAGAUUUUUAAGAUUUAUUUUAUUCGGAAUGGGGACGGGUAUAAAUGAGUUGACAAGUGUUUUGAGACUACCUCAGGAAGAUGAUGUUGCUAUUUUCAGGUACCUUUUUCUCGCUGUUUUGAAAUGAAGAGGUUGCCCAGUCUAAAUCAAAUCCCUGUAAAUGCUAUAAACUCCUGAAUCAUAGAUGAUAAGUCGGCCUUUAUCAUGACAUUGACCAAAGGCAUUGCUGCAUAUUCAAUUGAACCAAAGAUAGAAAAGCAUUCAACCCCGCAAACAACAAAUGAAUGUCCUGAAUUCCCCACUAGUACUGGUGUAUUUUCUCACUUCUUGUAGUAUUUUUGUACACUCUUUCAUACAAUCCACAAACAGACAUCCUGCAGGGAUGGCCUGGUCAAUGUAACAUUCCUUGUCUUUCAGUGAGAUGAAAUUUUGUUGGAUUGUGGGAUCUUCAUAGAAAACAAGCAUACGGGUAUUUUCUACAAUCAUAGACUGCAGAGCAAAUUUAGUUGCAGGGGUAGGGGAAGUUUGUUAUUAGCUUGAAUGAGAUUUUGUUUUGACCAAAGUGAUAUGCAAAGUUUUUUAAGCAGCACCCAUAGAUUGGUGAUUAGUCGAUAGCUCAGUGUAAUGAUUUCUUAUCAAUGAAGGACCAGGAUAAGAAAUGAAUCAAUCUGUGUAAGAGCCAGAGGGGAGACCCUCAGACAGACCGUGUAGCUUGUUCUUAUCCUAACCCCUAGGCUGAGACACCACAAACAAGGGUUCCACUCUCUUCUCUCCUAGUCCCUGUUGCACACAUCUAUUCCUCCAGACAUACAACCCAUCUUGGCUUUCAGCCCUCCACUGGUACUUCCUUGCCCAAACCUGAGCCUCUGCACAUGCUCACUGGGUUGGUGGUCCGAUCAGUUAGGCUACAAGGAAAUACUGGCUUGUUCAUUUGUACUACUACAUUUGUAGACAGUGUUGGGUUUAGAAUGCUAAGGUGACUACAUUUUGGCUGCAACAGAGGAGAGAUGGAGGAGACAUUAGGGUCUAUUCAUCUGGUCUGGGUUGACAGACUAGAGGUUACUUCUGGCUUGCACACAUUGUUUAAAAAAGCUAUAUAAAGAAAUAGGUUCUUUAUUUAUGAAGUAUGAGAUGAUCAUUUCAACCAGCCGUUAGCCGUUUCAUAACAACCAUUGUUUAAAACUUUGGAGCAAUGCAGUCCUUGCAAUGACUCUCUUUUAUGCAUGCUGUGGUGAGGCAGGAGACAUUCUUUGACCAUUACAAUGGCAAAGUGCCCACCCCGUAUUCUCCUCUCUCUCAGGUCCUUGUGGACCGGUAUUUAAACAGGGUAAAGUGAGUGUUAUGUAUUGCAUUCAUGAGUUACUCAGUGAUCACUAUGCUGAUGUACUUGUAGGAUUCUUAAUUGUAGAAUUCUGGACAUUGUAGGUCCUUCUAGAAAGUGUUUUAUUUUUCUGUUUUUUCUGUUUUAUGAAAGUGGCUGUUGUUUAAGGGCAUGUUUUAAGACUUUAACUGUUGCUCCCAGUUCAGUGUUUAGCUUAUUUGUCUGAAGAUGGUCGUAGACAGGACUUAAAAUCAGUAAGGUCAGAGAGGUCCCUUUUCCACGCUUAGUAUAACCAAGCUAACCUCAAUCAACAGGUGGGCUUACGAUUGCUGCCUCCAUCACUGGGUCUAGACUAGUCUGUCUAUAUCUUCUUAGCCUUAACACUGUACUACACUGUACCAUCUAAUGUCCUGAAACACGCUUUGAAUACUUUCACCAAUGCAGUGUUCUUUGUUUCAGUAGUUUCAAUUAGCCACCUUUCCAUGUUUUGUUGUGAUACAUUUCAUGUAUUUAGUUUUUUGGAGUGAAAAAGACCCCUAUCAUUUGUUUUAUUUUAAAUUCUUUCUGAUGGAUGUUGGAUGUGAUUCUAUCACCUUGACGUCGCAGUUCCAAAGGAAAUAAUGUUUAUGGUAUUGAUAUUACAAUUCUAAAGUGUUUACGAAUUGAUAACUUUUACUAUUACCAAAAACACUGAUUUGAUUAAUAGAAUGAUAUAUGCAGAGAGUGAAUUAACCAAUGGCAGGCACCUGUGAAACCGGUAAAUAUACAGUGCAUUCGGAAAGUAUUCAGACAUCUUGACUUUUUCAAAAUGUUGUUACUUUACAGCCUUAUUCUAAAAUGGAUUCGAUUGUUUUUUUUACUCAUCAAUCUACACACAAUACCCAAUAAUGACAAAGCAAAUUUAUUAAAAAGAAAAAACAGAUAUCACAUUUAAGUAAUUAUUCGGACCCUUUACUCAGUCCUUUACUCAGUACUUUGUUGAAGCACCUUCUGCAGUGAUUACAGCCUCGAGUCUGUAUUUGAGAUGUCAGAUCGGGUUCAAGUCCGGACAUUCAGAGACUUGUCCUGAAGCCACUCCUGCGUUGUCUUGGCUGUGUCUUUAGGUUUGUUGUCCUGUUGGAAGGUGAACCUUCGCCCCAGUUUGAGGUCCUGACCACUCUUUAGCAGGUUUUCAUCAAGGAUCUCUCUGUACUUUGAUCCGUUCAUCUUUCCCUUGAUCCUGACUAAUCUCCCAGUCACUGCCGCUGAAAAACAUCCCCACAGCAUGAUGCUGCCACUACCAUGCUUCCCCGUAGGGAUGGUGCCCGGUUUUCUCCAGACGUGAGGCUUGGCAUUCAGGCCAAAGAGUUCAAUCUUGGUUUCAUCAGACCAGAAAAUCUUGUUUCUAAUGGUCUUAGAGUCCUUUAGGUACCUUUUGGCAAACUCCAAGUGGGCUGUCAUGUGCCUUUUACUGAGGAGUGACUUCCGUCUGGCUACUCUACCAUAAAGGCCUGAUUGGUGGAGUGCUGCAGAGAUGGGUGUCCUUCUGGAAGUUUCUCCCAUUUCCAUAGAGGAACUCUGGAGCUCUGUCAGAGUGACCAUCGGGUUCUUGGGCACCUUCAUGACCAAGACAUUUAUCCCCCGACUGCUCAGUUUGCGGACAGCUCUAGGAAGAGUUUUGGUGGUUCCAAACUUGUUCCAUUUAAUAAUGAUAGAGGCCACUGUUUUCCUGAGGACCUUCAAUGCUGCAGAAAUGUUUUGGUACCCUUCCCCAGAUCUGUGCCUCAACACAAUCCUGUCUUGGAGCUCUACGGACAAUUCCUUCGACCUCAUGGUUUGGAUUUUGCUCUGACAUGCACUGUCAGCUGUGGGACCUUAUAUAGACAGGUGUGUACCUUUCCAAAUCAAUUGAAUUUACUACAGGUGGACACCAAUCAAGUUGUAGAAACAGCUCAAGGAUGACCAAUGGAAACAGGAUGCAUCUGAGCUCAAUUUCAGGUCUCAUAGCAAAGGGUCUGAAUUCUUAUGUACAUUUUUUUUGCUUUGUUAUUAUGGGGUAUUGUGUGUAGAAUGAUGAGAUUUUUUUUAUUUAAUCCGUUUUAGAAUAAGGCCGUAAUAUAACAAAAUGCGAAACUGGUCAAGGUGUCUGAAUACUUUCUGAAUGCACUGUAUAUGCAUAUUUAUGCAUGAUCUUUCCAUAUGCAAAGCCUUUAUUGUAUUCCCCAGUAUCCUUUGGAACAGAAUUGAUAAGGUUUCACCUCAGAUAUUAGAAGGGAGUCACACAUUGUGGCUUUCUACUUUUCUUUGAGUUUACCAUCAGUAAACAAAACCCGAGAACAUUUAAAUGUUCCAGUCAUGGUGGGGAGCAGCCAGCCACUGGUCUGGGGGGCUUAGUACACAUGGCACGCCUAAACUCAGGGAUCAGAACUUCUUAGGGGACAUGUGUGUGAGACCCUAGCCCAGUGCUGCUGUCCCCAUACAGUGUCACGAUGGCCAUCAUACGUAAAUAUAGACCCUUAGUGGCAGAUCAUUCCUAGCAGUCGCUUUUAAAAUCUAACGUCACAUUGUUACCUACCUUACAGCCACCUCCACGACUGUUCGCCACUUUCAUGUUUUGAAAUACAUGUAUUACAUUCUCAUUAGUAUUCUAUUAUUUUCUAGAAUGUGUUUUCACCGAUAAUGGAUAUGUCAUUUGCAAUUUCUAUACUGAAACUACCUCUUUUUGUGUCAUCAUGUAUCUUACUUUCACACAGGUAAUGCUUUAAAAAAAAUCAUAUUCAUUGUUUUCAAUAGCUAGGUUUCCAUCCAAUUGGUGACAGAUUUUCUUGCAGAUAUUCUAAAAUCCGCAUAAAGAAAAUAUGCGCAUUUCCCACCAGUGGUGUUUCCACCAAACAGACUUGCGGUAGUGCACAGAAAAUGUACUUCUUUGCUUCAAUUUUCAUUUACCAAAUAAAAAUCUACAUUUCAAAGUGUUUCUAUCGCAUUUUUAGCUCUACGGAUAGUUUUGUCACAAAAGUUUUGUUUCCACCACCAUUUCUUGCAUAAUGAAUUUUACUGACAUGAAAAGAUCCCACCAUGUCGAACUAACAAAUCAUCUGUCGGCAUUUAUAACAUUGUAGCGAAACGUCCUGUUUCCAUCACAGCUGUCAGGAUCUGUUUUUAUACGUUAUGACUUUACUCACAUAAAACAUUUGAAUGGAAAUGGGGUUAUUGCACCAAUGUUCUGUUAUUUUGUGUCUCUUAUUUUAUCCAGUUACCUCUCACUGUUACUUAUUGUGCAUGUAAAUGUUGCCUCAUAUGCUAUUCCGUGCUACCUCAGGACAAACUGUCUUCUAGGCCUAAGUGGGUGGGAGUUAGUUUGACCACCUUGACACUUUACAUUUACUCUAACCACUUUUUUUCUGUGAUCAUCAUAUAUUUUCAACAUCAUUAAUUAACAACAUCAUACCUCACUGAUCAAUAAAAACUGAUCUUAUUUACCACCUUGACUACCAUGAUUACCAUGAUCAUGAUUACCAUACCAAAGAAUUUCGACAGGAAUCUCAACAUGAAUCAGUUUACUUUGUAGUGUCAUAUUAAUAAGUAUUGUAUUCAAAUCAAUGUAUUGUGUUCCUUCACUAUAUUGAUAUAGUUGUUUUGAUGUACCAAACAAUCUACUUGUGAAAUGAUCAGUAUCAUGUUUGAUAUUUAUAAUGCUGCUUGUGAGUGAUUAUCAGUUAGAAUGUAACUUUGGCCAAACUGCCAUUUACUGUUGUUUACAUGCUUUUCCUCACUCCUCUCAAUAAUAACUGGUGAAUGAGUUUUGUGUUAUAAAAGUGUUUUAAGAAGCUUAUUCAGUGUUAUAACAAUUCAUUCACUGAGGCUCCUCAUCAGCGAGCCCACAAUGGGGAAUGUCUAAGGCAACUAGAGGAGCCUUAGAAAAUCAUAAUGUAUCUCUGCGAACAACAUCUUAAUGUUUUUCCAUUGAAUGUGAAGAUACCACUAGAUAUGCAGAUGAAAUACAUGACAUUUCUAUCUGCCAUGUUUUUUUAGUUUUUUAAAAAUCAUUUGAAAAACCUUUCUCCUCUGCUCUUGUUACUACCUGUGAUGAAUGUGAUCCAUACGUGUUGAAUGCAUGUUUAGAAUGUGUUAGGAUUUGAAACCAAAAUAAAUGUGAACGUUAUGCAACUGUGA
This is a messenger RNA of Salvelinus fontinalis (brook trout), 7434 nucleotides long. Its product is annotated as nuclear receptor subfamily 6 group A member 1-A-like. The record is from RefSeq and is a predicted model, not a curated record. Lineage: Eukaryota; Metazoa; Chordata; Actinopteri; Salmoniformes; Salmonidae. Gene Ontology annotation, molecular function: sequence-specific DNA binding; zinc ion binding; DNA-binding transcription factor activity. The transcript is spliced from 11 exons. Bases 202 to 1701 code for a protein of 499 amino acids. Gene Ontology annotation, biological process: regulation of DNA-templated transcription.